Molecule: messenger RNA, 900 nt
Organism: Letharia lupina
Lineage: Eukaryota; Fungi; Ascomycota; Lecanoromycetes; Lecanorales; Parmeliaceae
Exons: 2
Coding region: 1-900 (299 amino acids)
Source: RefSeq, a predicted model, not a curated record
AUGGUAAGUGGAACAAUUCCUCUCGCCCUCCGUAGAGCGGACACAAUAGCCUUCAGAUCACCUCCAGCACGCCUCAACCACGUCUCCCUGGCUUCACUUGAACGCGCAAAAUCGCAUCUAGAACGCCUAGGCUACCACGUCAAGGUCAUAUCCAACGACUCCGAACCUGUCACCUUCAGAGACUCAAUCCUCCAGCGAUGCGAAGAGAUCCACGCUGCCUUCGCAGAUCAAUCAAUCAAAGCCAUCAUCUGCACCGUCGGUGGCAGUCACGCGAACGAGCUGUUACCGCACUUAGACUACGAGCUCAUCAAAGCGAACCCGAAGAUCUUUUGCGGAUACUCUGAUAUUAGUGUCUUGCAUCAUACCUUUUUCACACAGGCCGGUCUUCGAACCUUCUAUGGCAGCGCCGCCAUCACAGAGUUGGGGGAUUACCCACAGCCAUUGCCGUUCACAAUCGACCAUCUCUUCUACGCAAUCGGCCCCAUGCCAAGGUCCUUCAAAUGGGCCGUAAAAUUGCCUGACUUUGACACCGACUCCCGGCGACCUGGAGAACAAUCUCCAUCGCCCGGUCGGACAUGGCUACAACCUCGCAAAGCAACAGGUCGUAUCUUCGGUGGCUGUUUACCUCCCAUCCUCCAUUUAGCAGGAACCAAAUACUGGCCCGAUUACUGCGACAGGAUCCUGAUCCUGAUGCUCGAAAGUCCGAUGGGCGAGAGGAUAGAAGAUCCAUCCUCUCCGACAUCGACGCGAGCAAAGGUUAGCCUAGUGACUAUAGGUAUGACUGGCAGCUUACCAGAAGGUGUUAUAGAGACCAGUGACGACACCUCGGUAGGCGGGAUGGCACAUCUCCACGACGUAUACUGGACCACCGCAAGUAGCCAGCUGAGCCCCAAAGCCUAA